AUGGGCUGUGGGCACUUCAGGAAUAACGUAGAAAUGAGGCCGGUAGCAGUAAGAAGAGUUGAGGAUUUGCUUAUCAGGCCAAACACAUUUGUACAUAGAAAUCUUCACUGGUUCGGAGAUAUAUAUAAUCUUAACAAACUGCAAGGUUCUGGCGAAUUUACCGAAGUAUACGAAUGCACUCACAAAAAAUCAGGAAAAUUGAGGGCAGUGAAGAUCUACAAAAAGGCCAUCCUUCAUUUAAAUAAUAAUAGAGAUUUUUUCCAGCGAGAAAUUGAAGUUUUGAAAUACUUGGACCACCCUUAUAUUAUAAAACUUUAUGAACUUUUUGAGGAUCAGUCACAAUAUUAUAUCGUCAUGGAGUAUACUCGAGGGACAGAGCUUUUCCAAGAAAUCCUCGAGCACAGAACCUUCACAGAGUAUGAAGUUGCCGUAAUAGCCCGAAGCAUUUUGUUAUGCUUUUCUUAUCUUCAUGAGAUGAAUAUCGUGAUAAGAGACUUGAAGCCAGAAAGUAUCAUCAUUGACGGAGUACAAAUCAAACUUAUUGGCCUGGGGAAUUCGUGCAAAAUUAUUCCAGGGAAAAGAAUCAGCGACCCUCAGUCUGUGACAUAUUAUGUCGCGCCUGAGGUCAUCCAUGGGAGUUAUAACGAAAAAUGUGACCUCUGAAGCUUAGGGGUGAUAGUCUAUACUCUUUUUACAGGCUUUCCUCCGUUUACAGGGGAUACUGAUGAAGAAAUUAUUGAAAAUGUUAAAGCAGGGAGGUAUAAGAUGGUUGAGCAUCUUUGGAAUGUUUCUGAUGAAGGUAAGGAUUUUAUUAGUCAGUUGCUUCAAAAAGAAAAUAAAAGACCUUCAGCCAAAGAAGCACUGAACCAUCCUUUCAUACAAAAGGCUAAAUACAACCACAGCCAGACUGCAGAGCCUGUUCAAGCUGCUUUGAAUAACUUAAUGACAUAUCCAAGAAAAAAUAAGCUGGCUGAGACAAUUUUGACUUAUAUAGCAUCUCAACUGUUUUAUCAAAGUGACAUAAGCAGUCUUGUGGAAAUUUUUUUAAUUUUAGAUGCGGAUAAUGAUGGGAAAAUAGACAAGGAUGAUCUUGUUGAAGGGCUUAAAAAGUUCUUACCCCUUUAUCCCAGCAAAAAAUUUUUGGGGUUAAUUUUAAAAAAAAAAAAUUCCUAAUUUCCUUAGAAUUAUAAUCAUAUAUAGAAAUUUAUUAUUAACGGUACAUAGGAUAAGAAUACUUUUUUGCCUGAAUGGCAAUUUUCUAAAAAUUAGACGCUCCAGUAAGAUUGGCCAACCACAGAGAGAGGGAAGUUAGGCAAAGAAGUUGGAGGAGCUGAAGAAGCUGAAAAUAUUAUUAGAAUUGUGGACACUGGAAACUAUGGAUACAUCUCUUAUACAGAGUUUAUAAAAGCGGCAAUAGACUAUAACACUCUGGUUUCAGCUGAAAAUUUAAAUGCAGCUUUUGAUAUGUUUGACCAGGAAGGCGACAAGCAAAUAACUGCUUCAGAGCUAAAAAUCGCACUGCAAGCUGAUGAAAGGGUAGCUGAUAAUGUUUGGACUGAAAUGGUAGCAUCAGCAGAUAUUGAUGGGGGAGGAAUUCUUGAUCAAAAUGAAUUCAGAUUGCUCUUUGUUAGCGAUAAAUAA
Molecule: messenger RNA, 1641 nt
Organism: Blepharisma stoltei
Lineage: Eukaryota; Ciliophora; Heterotrichea; Heterotrichida; Blepharismidae
Source: the annotation of a GenBank genome assembly